AUGUAUGCCGAUAUGAUAUGUGAUGUAAUGCCACCAAUACCUGAAGAUGGUACUGGUGGUAGUAGUCAUGGUAUUAAUCAUGAUGAUAAUGAAUCAGAUAAUGGUGAUGAACCUCAAACAAAUAUUGAACAGUUGAUGGUAUCAAUGCUUGAAGAACGUGAUAAAUUACAAGAAAAAUUACAUGAAACAGAAGACAUAUUAAAUAAUUCACAACAAAAAUUAAUUGAUAUUGAAAAAGAACGUGAUAUUUUACUUCAUCAAUUAUCAUUAAAUACACCACAGAGUUAUGUCCAUAUAUUUAUAUUAAAUGCAUAUGGCCUUAACAAUUUAUAA
Molecule: messenger RNA, 333 nt
Organism: Rotaria sp. Silwood1
Lineage: Eukaryota; Metazoa; Rotifera; Eurotatoria; Philodinida; Philodinidae
Source: the annotation of a GenBank genome assembly